GAUUUGCACCGUUACGGACCACGGGCCCUUUACGAGUAGACUAACACCCACAAAACAAGAGAGGGAAAAAAAAGAGGAGAAAAAAAAAAGAUCAAUCUUAUCCCCACCUUAAAUUCUGCCCCUCCCUCUUCUCUCAUUCCUCCUCCUCUCCUCCGUCCCCACCCCACCCCCCCUUCAUUAAUCCCUCCCUCCCGGCAUCGAAAGGAGCACAGGUUAGGUUCGGUAGACGAAAAAACGAAACGUAACGGAACAACUCCCACCUGGUAUCAUGUCGACACGGCAGGGCCCAAACCCACUACGACCAUAUUACAUCCCCUCACCCCCGAUACCUCCACUCGACUCUUCGGCGCCAACACCAGCACCUCUCCCCACUGCGUCAUACUCGUAUCCACCCGCACCGACAGAUUCGAGAAGCGGUGGUAGCAUACUGGCGGAUUACUCGGAAUACCUCGAGGAUCAAUCCCCGAAAGAAGUUAUCAAAGGAUGGUUCCAGCAAGCUGCAGUACAGUACUCUCUGCAACUAAUUGGUCUGCCGUUCGAGAAUUCCCGGACCUUGUUACAAUGCGGGGCUGUGCCAAAGGGGGCUGGGAAGAGGAUUGUGGAGGAGAACGAGGAGGAUGUCGAUGAUUAUGCAAGCGAUGAUUCGGACCCGCCCUACUUUUCGGAGGACGUUGAGGAGGAGCUGGACAGAGGUGGAGUCCCGCGGAUGCGGGGCGUGCAGAAGCCGCCUAGUGGUAUGACGGGUAGAGCUGGGCACGUUAUCGGUGGGGGUCAGGGGGGCCAGGAAGUGCGGCCGCUGUGGAUGCUCGAGACUGUACAGGGACGGGUGAACACCGUGGGGGAGAUGCUGAGAGCCUUAUGGAGUAAAGAGGGGUAUUCAGGGAUUUGGAAAGGUCAGAACGCAACGUUUGUGUAUAACAUUCUUAUGCGGACGUUGGAAAGUUGGACGGGAUCAUUUCUAUCAGCGGUGCUGUCGCUGCCGGAUCCGGGAAUGGGGGAGAUUGCGGACUCGGCCGAUCCGCUGGCGUCACUGGGUGUAGCUGUUGCAGCGUGCACUGUCACAGCGCUAAUUCUGGCGCCAAUAGAUAUAGUCCGAACAAGACUGGUCAUAACCCCUCCAACCGAGCUUCCCCGCAAUCUCCUCCCAAAUAUCCACCUCCUCCCCUCCUACACCUGUCCACCCAACCUCCUCCUCCCCACAGCUCUCCACGCUGCACUCCCCUCCUUCAUUUCUUUAGGGACCCCACAUUUCCUCCGAAGCCGCUUCGGCAUAGACCCAAUCGGGAACCCGACAACCUUCAGUUUAGUGACCUUCCUAUCCUCCACAGCGGGGCUCAUCGUCCGGCUACCGCUUGAAACCGCCCUCCGACGGGGCCAAGUCGCAGUAACAAAGCCGAAGAAGACUGUCGUUCCUGUGGGAAGAUAUACGGGUGUGUUUGGAACAAUGUGGUCCGUUGCAAAAGAAGAGGAUGGCGGGAGGUAUGGCGUUGAGGGGCUGUAUCGUGGCUGGAGGAUGGGGGUUUGGGCAAACGUGGGAGUUUUGGGGCUGGGGUUGUUCGGUGUUAGGGGGGAACCGGGGGAAUUUUAACUUUUCUUGUCUUGAGCGGUAUAUAUAUUUUCUUUCUUUCCAAAAAAAAGCACCAAUGGAUGGAUGAAUGGCGGAGGCGGAGGAGGAGGCGGAUUGUACGUAUAUUGGAAGGAUGAUUGAGUGUGGUGGUGGGUGAUGUGGUUAUCUUGACUACUUGCUUACACGCAUCUGCGAUGAAUUUAAUUCCCCACUCUUACGG
Molecule: messenger RNA, 1787 nt
Organism: Tuber melanosporum (Perigord truffle)
Lineage: Eukaryota; Fungi; Ascomycota; Pezizomycetes; Pezizales; Tuberaceae
Exons: 4
Coding region: 269-1588 (439 amino acids)
Source: RefSeq, a predicted model, not a curated record